Molecule: messenger RNA, 1257 nt
Organism: Mya arenaria
Lineage: Eukaryota; Metazoa; Mollusca; Bivalvia; Myida; Myidae
Exons: 8
Coding region: 38-769 (243 amino acids)
Source: RefSeq, a predicted model, not a curated record
GGCACGCGUUCAUUUGUCACGUGAUAAGAAAAGAAAAAUGGCAGACCAACAAUAUGCUGCACAAUAUCAGACAGGAGGACAGACUGGGUAUAAUUAUGCGGGUGCAUAUGGCUCAUCCCAGGAUACCUCCGCUUAUAGUCAGCAACCAGGAGCAGCUGCUUACUCCACACAACAGGGAGGCAGUGGACAACAGGGAACUGGCUCAGGAAGUUAUGGGAGUCAGGGAGUAGCCAGCUAUGGCUCGUACGACCAGUCCUACCAACAGACGCAGCCAGGCCAGACAUCACAGGCCUCCCAGCAAUAUGGACAACAGUCAGGACAAGGAAACCAGGCAUAUGGAUCCUAUGGUCAGCAACAAUCGGGCCAACAAGGCUAUGGUCAGCUUCAGGGCCAGGGUGGAUAUGGCGGUCAGAGUGGAGGGUCAGGGGCCCAGAGCGGUUACGGCCAGAGUGGGGCUGGAGGGUAUGGCCAGAGCAGCUACGAUGGACAGAGUGGGGGCUAUGGGGGCCAGGCUGCUGGUGGUGGUGGUGGUGCUGGUGGUGGAGGAGGAAGUGGAGGCGGCGGCGGAUAUGGGAGCCAGAGAGGAGGAGGUGGCUAUGGUGGCGGGGGCGGCAGUGGUGGUGGUGGUGGUGGCUAUGGAGGAGGCCGAGGUGGUCAAGAUGGUGGUGGUGGUGGUGGCCGUGGAGGCGAUGGGGGUGGAUACGGAGGUGGUGCUCGCGGAGGAUUCAACAAAUUCGGUGGUGGUAAGUCCCCUGAUACCAGGGCGUAAUUUGUACUGAAUUUCUUUGUCCUGCUAAACGAACAGUUGUUACUUAAUACUACUGAAGGUGUUCUAUAAUCAAAACUCAAAUGAAAAAAUCUGUGUUUGUUUGUGCAAAGGUAUUAAGGUAUAGGAAUACACUGAAUAUUGACCAUUUAUGUGGUUUUAAAGAUGAGUAUGGAAAUGCAUAAUGCAGAUUAUUGUGAGGUUGUGUGUUAUCCUUGCAAUGGGUAUCUUGGGUAAAAAGUAAUCCUGUUUAUCAUAAGGCUAAAAGGUACAGAUACUUCAUUGCUGAACAAGCCCUUAGAUAUGGUAUAAAUCAAAUGCUCUGUCAUGAUUUCUGACAUCGUGGUAAGGAAAUAAGCUUAAAGAGAAGAAAAAAGUUGUAAAAUACAGUAAUAUGUGUAAUUCAUUGUUGCCCAUAGUAUGCAAAUACUUAAAAAAAAAAUAAAAAAAUAUUGACCAUGUGUUUUUAGUUGAUGUAGAUGGUCUUAAAG